This is a messenger RNA of Actinia tenebrosa (Australian red waratah sea anemone), 2071 nucleotides long. RefSeq lists its product as uncharacterized. Lineage: Eukaryota; Metazoa; Cnidaria; Anthozoa; Actiniaria; Actiniidae. The record is from RefSeq and is a predicted model, not a curated record.
CUUUGUUCCUCGGUUGAGCAGUAGAUUCGAGUGCCUUUUUUGUUGGUUGUAAAUCAUGGAGCAGCGACGAUCUUCUCGCUGGAUCGCUAUUUUGUGUGUGAGUCUUCUUUUUCACCAGUUUUCACCAGUUUUCACCAGAUGUGUUGUUAACGAGGAAGGUGAAGCUGUAGACAAAGGAGAACAGAUUGACCAAGAUGUUCCAUAUGGAGAUGACUUUUAUCAAGAUGACAUAGAGCAAGUCGCUUCGGGAAAGAGAAGUUUUCUAUCGAGCUUCGCAGAUAUAGCACUAAAAGCUUUGAAAUUUGGAUUAAAAUAUGGCGAUGAAAUAGCAGCUGUAGUAGAUCUUUCUGUGAACCUCCCUGUAGCAGUAGGGGGCUGUGCCGUCUAUUAUCCAAGUAUUGAAACCAAUUGGAACAAGGUUAAAAGCCUUACUGCGACAUUCAAGAACAUUAGCGAUGAAAUAGACCGACUUUCUCUAGAAGCGGCAGUCGUGCAAUGCUAUGCUAAAUCUAGCAUGGAAGUGUACAGCAGAAUAAGAAGUAACAUGGAGCGUAUCACUAUCACACAGAAAGCAGUUUUCGAUGCAAUGUCUCCUGAAUUCAGCCAUGCAUUGACAAACUCCACUGAGUACAUCAAGAAAUACAUCAAAAAGAAAAAUAGCACAAAAGACGAGGUCGAUGCAAUCGAAGUCGAUUCAAUGUACAAAUCAGGUCUAGAAGUAGUGUUAGACAUUGUCAUGCCAGCUUUGACACUCGCAAUGCCGGGAUUUAAGAAAGUUUACAAACACGUCCAAGGAACUGUCAUCGGAACCAAAAUAAACGAGCUGGAGGACAAGUUAAAAGUUAAAUUCAAGAUAAAGGGUUCGGCAUAUAAAUAUCAAGAGCUAUCAGGAAGGAGGUUCAUGUCUGUGAAGAAGGCUGGUCAGGGGCAAAGAGUAGAAGGGCUCGUAGUAAACGUUAAAAACAAGUACACGUCUGGUCACGGGUUAUUUUCUAAAGUUAAAAGCGGAAUUUCAAAACUUUUCUCGCUAGGAAGUAUGGCUUUAUCAAUAUGGGGUACGAUUGGCACCCUAGAAGAUUGUAAAGACCAGAGUAAGAAAGCAAAACAGAGUGCGAUAGAAAUGGAACAGUUUGUUGCUAAUGCCACACAGUAUUUGAAUAACAUCAAGGGAGCAUAUGAACUUGGACAAGAGGCAUGGAAAGAUAUCGUGGAUGUAGCUUGGGAAGAUAAUCUUCUGUUUGCGCUGAGAGAGGUGAAAAAGAUGAUGUCGGACCCUGCUUUUACCAAAUAUAAAGGAACCAUUGUACAAGAUAUUCAGAAUUACAUCGAUGCUACUAACAACACGGGUACAUCUUCAAAUGCUAACCAUCUGCAAAGAAAACUCGAACUUGCUUUAAAACAAGUACCAUUUCCACUACGAUGCCAUGAAAUUAAAGGUUCAAUCUUUAGCGCAGUUAGCAGGGAAUGCGCGGCGGGUUCAGAUACAUUCAKUAAGAUCUACAAGAGCCGCAAGGAACUCGGCAAAACAGACUCAAAACGCCACCAUUGUGCAUUCGUAGCUCCCGGAAAGGAAUUCAUUACUGCUGAACGACUCGAAAACGCUUGGAAAGAGGCGAUCAAAGGAAACGAUACUGUAAAGGAAAGAUGUCUCCAAAACAGCCAAAACUUGAUAGAUUUAGUCCAAUCAAAACUACGAGAAGGCGCUACAGUCGAGGACGCCGCUCAAAUUGCUAAAGAAUUCAAGCGUCCACACUACAAAGAAGACAUUGAARUUUUGUUGCGCACUUUGCCGAAGCCUGGGAAGAUAACACUUUCUAAAGAGAUACAACGAAUGAUUUGCCUUUUGAAGACCUCUGAUGAUAUGACAGAUGAAGAAAAUUACAAAGAUCUACAUGAUUUGUACCCUUAUCUCACAUUUGACAUGUAUAAGAAUCAAGAAUGCCCAACAAAAGAAGAAAAUAAAAGUAAAACAAGAUAGAUUUCUUGAUCAAAUGUUGCGUCUUUAAGGUCCCGUCCACACGUAUCCGGAAACUUUUGUAUCCGCAAUUUUUUUCGGAUACGGGUUGCGUCC